GAACGCAGCGUAAGGCGGCCAUCGGCGCUACCGGGGAGUAAAUACCGCUGUGAAACCGGAAGUGUCCCGGGAGGCGUCGCUUCCGGAAGUGUGGCAUGUCCCCCACCACACCAGGAAGUGUGGUGCCGCCGCGGCUCCUGGAUGUGUUGCUGUCCACCCAGUUGAGAUGCGGGGUUGAAACAGGUGUUAAUGUGUCAUUGUUCGCGGAGGCUCACCGGAGCGUCACCCUUCCGAAAGUGCCGGAGGGUGCAAGUAUUUGAUCAUGUUUUUGAAUGUCGCGUCCUGUCGAAAACCCUAGGGGAAUCCACAGCACUAGGAAUGUAUCCAGGGGGCCUGGCUCCCUAACGGCUUUUAAGAAGUUUUCUCUUGCUGCCCAUCACCCUCGAUUCCCCUUCUCCCCAGGGAUGUGCAAAUGGAGGCCGGAGGAGAUAGUGCUGUCCCAGCCCCCGGGGGCGUGGAGGACUUGGUGGACACGCAGUUCCCCAUUGAGGAGGCUGGAGACAGUGAAGGGGUUCACUCGAGCACGCCGGAUCCCGGAGAUGGGGACCCGGAGGACACAGGAUCCAAGGCCAAGGACCAGCCACCCAGCCUCCUAUCACCUUUGCCUCAGGCUGAGGCCCCAUCAAGCACUUGUGAGCACUGGAAAACUACAGCUUCAGAUGGCAGUCCCACUGGAGAACCUGAGGGUAGUUCUGAGGGCCAGGGAGAAGACCCCAGUGACGGGGACCCCAAUGAUGGUGACCCCAGUGACGAGGACUGGCGCAGCCAAAGGAAGCACGUGUUCGUGCUGAGUGAGGCAGGCAAGCCCAUCUACUCACGGUAUGGUAGUGUGGAGGCACUGUCUGCCACCAUGGGUGUGAUGACAGCCCUUGUGUCCUUCGUACAGAGUGCAGGAGAUGCCAUCCGAGCCAUCUAUGCUGAGGACCACAAGCUGGUGUUCCUGCAGCAAGGCCCACUCCUGCUGGUGGCUGUGUCCCGGACUCCACAGUCAGCAGCACAGCUACGGGGUGAGCUGCUUGCAGUACACGCACAAAUUGUGAGCACACUGACUCGUGCAAGCGUGGCCCGCAUCUUUGCACAUAAGCAGAACUAUGAUCUACGUCGUCUGCUGGCUGGCUCAGAGCGCACACUGGACCGGCUCCUGGACAGUGUGGAGCAAGACCCCGGUGCCCUGCUCCUGGGUGCUGUGCGUUGUGUGCCUCUGGCCCGUCCACUGCGGGAUGCCCUGGGUACACUACUGCGGCGCUGUACAGCCCCAGGCCUGGCCCUGUCAGUGCUGGCUGUUGGCGGCCGACUGAUAACAGCAGCCCAAGAGAGGAAUGUGCUGGCUGAGUGCCGACUGGACCCAGCUGAUCUGCAGUUACUGCUUGACUGGGUGGGUGCACCAGCCUUUGCAGCAGGUGAGGCAUGGGCACCUGUGUGCUUGCCUCGCUUCAACCCAGAUGGUUUCUUCUAUGCCUAUGUGGCUCGUCUGGAUUCCAUGCCUGUCUGCCUGCUGUUGCUUGGUACCAACCGUGAAGCUUUCCAUGCCAUGGCUGCCUGCCGGCGCUUGGUUGAAGAUGGGAUGCACAACCUUGGUGCCCUGCGUACCCUUGGGGAGGCUGCCAACUUCUCUAACGGGCCAGCAGCCAAUGCCCCUGCCUACAGUGUGCAGGCUGUGGGAGCACCUGGCCUCCGGCAUUUCCUCUAUAAGCCACUGGACAUCCCUGACCAACACCGCCAGCUACCACAGUUUACCAGUCCUGAGCUAGAGGCCCCAUACAGCCGAGAGGAGGAGCGACAGCGACUGUCCGACUUGUAUCACCGCCUGCACGCUCGCCUCCAUAGCACCUCCCGGCCCCUGCGCCUCAUUUACCACGUGGCUGAGAAGGAAACACUGCUGGCCUGGGUGACCUCCAAAUUUGAGCUCUAUACUUGCCUCAGUCCCCUUGUGACCAAGGCAGGUGCCAUCUUAGUCGUGACGAAGCUCCUGCGCUGGGUGAGGAAGGAAGAGGAUCGGCUUUUCAUCCGUUACCCACCCAAGUACUCCACACCCCCCUCCUCCUCGGUGGAGCAGGCCCCCAACAAUGGCUUGUUCACUGGACUCUGAAUGACUGCUGGAGUGACCACAUCUGGCUUUUAAAUUCUGUCUCUACUCUGGAAAUGUGGGUAGAAGUCUGUGUGGGGCUGGUCCCCGUUUCCCCAGGCAGGUGGGCAAGAUCUCAGGGUUUGCCCACAAAUGGGAGAAGGGGCACAGGUUGUGCUCUGAGCCCCCUCAGGCACCUCCACAGUUAAGAAAGUCGAAAGCCUCCUCUGCCUCACCUCCGUAACUAACCCGAAUGCCACCGCACCCUCUGUCCCCGGCUGUCCCCUCCAAGCCUCUUCUAGGCAGCACAGGCUGCUGCCACGUGCAUCUUCCACGCAGACCUAAGACUGGGCUGAGGCUCUCCUCAGGGUCAGGGCGCGUAACCCAUAAGGGCUCUAGAAUUUGGAAUGCAGGGCUAGCCUACGCUUGAAACCAGUCUAAGGAUAUUUGAAGAAAACUACAGAAAGGGCCUAAAGUUGAAUCCCACAAGACAUUCUUCUGUCCUCGGUGUCCUUUUUUUCCUCCAUCAUUUUCCCCUACUUUACAAAAACAAACAAGCCCCACCAAUCCGGGCCGUUUCUUACAUUAAUAAGAAGGUUGCCUCCAGUGUCCAUCUGUGUAACACAUGCCACGUGACUUCACCCAGCGGCCGGGAUGCAGCUUUGAGAAGACGCUCUUAUCCUCCAAGGCUUCUACUUGAGAGAGAGCUUUCGUUAGGCCCUUUUAGUGGAGACCUGUGAACUGUGAAGGAGACAGGGCUUAGAACUCUAUUGCCAUUUGUUCUGGACGUUGGCCGCUUGCAGCAGCAACCUAAAGGAAAAGAACCUUUGAAGAGCUUGUACGCACAACCCUCCUCAACAGGCCACUGCCCUGCUUCCAGCCUUGUUCAGCAAUAUGGCCCUGUGGUUGUGCGCAUGCGUGCUAACUAUCAGUUGCGUUGCAGAUGUUCUGCGUUUGCUCAGUGCAGAUACUUGUGUUGCCCCACCCCCUGGUUUCCUGCAAUGGCUGUAGCAGCACGUGCUGCUUUUCCCUGCCGCUGUUUUCCACUUUUCUAUGGCACAUGCGCAGAUGCCCCACAUUGGGAAAUGGCUGCGGAGCUGGAGCCUUUGAUGGCGGAGUGGCUGGGACCUGAGGAGGCGGAGGAUGCCGGAGGUAGUGGGGGCCCACAGGGUAGAAGGGAGAGAGGCUUUGGCCCAUUAAAAUAAUCGAGAGUAAUUUUUUUAGAAAAAAAAAAAUGUUUUUAGCCUAUUGAAUUUUUUAACUUCCACACAGUGGAAAUAAAUAACAUGCCUGUUCUCAUCA
This is a messenger RNA of Peromyscus leucopus (white-footed mouse), 3367 nucleotides long. RefSeq names its product MON1 homolog B, secretory trafficking associated (gene Mon1b). The transcript has 5 exons. NCBI's taxonomy places the organism in Eukaryota, Metazoa, Chordata, Mammalia, Rodentia, Cricetidae. Gene Ontology annotation, biological process: protein targeting to vacuole; vesicle-mediated transport. Bases 413 to 2089 code for a protein of 558 amino acids. The record is from RefSeq and is a predicted model, not a curated record.